Messenger RNA from Hordeum vulgare subsp. vulgare (domesticated barley), 1495 nucleotides. Its product is annotated as fe(2+) transport protein 1-like. The coding region runs from base 151 to 1263 and encodes 370 amino acids. Gene Ontology annotation, biological process: zinc ion transmembrane transport. Gene Ontology annotation, molecular function: zinc ion transmembrane transporter activity. Gene Ontology annotation, cellular component: plasma membrane. The record is from RefSeq and is a predicted model, not a curated record. NCBI's taxonomy places the organism in Eukaryota, Viridiplantae, Streptophyta, Magnoliopsida, Poales, Poaceae. The transcript is spliced from 2 exons.
GCAGCUACGGAUUCUCAAACCACACUACUCAUCAUCAUCAACCAAUCAACCAAUACUACCAAAGCAGCUAGCCGUACGUACAACAAGCUAGCUCUAGCUCCACACCGAAAUUAAGGCCGGACAGCUUAAUCGCAACCAAAAGAUCGAGCAAUGUCGUCGUCGUCGUCGUCGCGAGCCCUAGCGCUCGUCUCGCUCGCCCUCCUGGUCGUCUCUCCCUUCCUCGCCCACGCACAGACGCCGGCGGCCGACGACGUCUGCGCCGGCCUGGCCACGGACGACGCCUGCCACAACGUCCCCAAGGCGCUGCGCCUCAAGCUCAUCGGCAUCCCCACCAUCCUCGUCGCCAGCGUCAUCGGCGUCUGCCUGCCGCUCUUCGCCAAGUCCGUGCCGGCGCUCCAGCCCGACCGCAACCUCUUCUACGUCGUCAAGGCCUUCGCGUCCGGCGUCAUCCUCUCCACCGGCUACAUGCACGUGCUGCCGGACUCCUUCAACAACCUCAACUCGCCCUGCCUCCCGGAGACGCCGUGGCGGCAGUUCCCCUUCACCACCUUCGUCGCCAUGCUCGCCGCCGUCUUCACGCUCAUGGUCGACUCCCUCAUGCUUACCUUCUACAACCGCAAGAAGAAGGGCCACGACGCCGGGGCUCCCGUUCCCACCACCAGCAGCAGCAGCGCCGCCGUCGCCAACCUCGAGAGCCCGGAGCCGGAGGCGCACUGGCACAGCCACGGCCACGGCACGGCGUUGGCCAGGCCCGGCGACACCGAGGCCGGCCAGAUGCAGCUCCGCCGGAACCGCGUCGUCGUUCAGGUUCUGGAGAUGGGCAUCGUGGUGCACUCGGUGGUGAUCGGGCUGGGCAUGGGGGCGUCGCAGAGCGUGUGCACCAUCCGGCCGCUGGUGGCGGCCAUGUGCUUCCACCAGAUGUUUGAGGGGAUGGGCCUCGGCGGCUGCAUCCUCCAGGCCGAGUACGGCACCAAGAUGAAGGCCGGCCUCGUCUUCUUCUUCUCCACCACCACGCCAUUCGGGAUCGCGCUCGGCCUCGCGCUCACCAAGGUCUACAAGGACAACAGCCCCACCGCGCUCAUCGUCGUCGGCAUCCUCAACGCCGCCUCCGCGGGCCUGCUGCACUACAUGGCCCUCGUUGAGCUCCUCGCCGCCGACUUCAUGGGGCCCAAGCUGCAGAGCAGCGUCAGGCUCCAGCUCAUCUGCCUCACCGCCGUCCUCCUCGGCGCCGGCGGCAUGUCCGUCAUGGCCAAAUGGGCGUGAUCGACCUAGCAAGCACCUCACUAUACUUUAUGGUUGAUGAGGGUGUGUCUUGUGUCUAUCAGUCUAUGCAUUGCUCUCUAGUCCCUAGAAUAGUAAUUAAGCUUGCUUGAUCGUUCUCCUCUGCUAGCAUCACGUACUACUCCUACAUUGUAGCAACCCUAUUGUUGGUGUCCACUGGAUCACGAUGUACUGUUGUACUAUUAUGUGUAAAGAUGUCAUGGUGUUCUGGUCA